CUGUAUAGUCGCAUACACAGCUGCAUGCGUUAUUCGAGGCGAUUGCGAGUGGUUUAUUUAACCCAUAUCAACGUUUGAAAGUCAUCAUUCACUAGCAGUCGAGCAGUGAUCGCAGUGAGGAAAAGUUCUUGAACUACUAAUCAAUGGCGAGAAAAACAAACGUUGGGGCCGUGAUACAUGGUGUUGAAGAUUUGCGGGUGGAACAAGUCCCGAUACCGUCUCCGCGCGAAAAUGAAGUUCUGCUGCAGAUGGAUUGCGUCGGAAUUUGUGGAUCGGACGUUCAUGUUCUAACUCACGGUGGUUUUGGGCAGUAUAAACUGCACCAGCCGAUGGUCAUCGGACACGAAUCGUCGGGAGUUGUCAUAGGGGUUGGAAGGAGCGUCAAACAUCUAAAGGUGGGCGAUCGAGUAGCGUUGGAGCCCGCGAUCGGAUGUAAGGUGUGCAAACUUUGUAAAGCUGGUCGAUAUAACCUAUGUCCGGACGGAAUUUAUAGUGCGAGUCCUCCGGUACACGGAACACUCCAAAACUACUACACUCACCCCGAAGAUUGCUGCUUCAAGCUACCUCCACAUGUCACGAUGGAGGAAGGAGCGUUACUAGAACCGUUGGCUGUGGGAGUCCACAGCUGCCGUAUCGCGGGAGUCGGAUUAGGAUCAAAUGUGCUGGUUUUUGGUGCAGGGGCAAUCGGAAUGGUUACGGUUAUGGUGGCGAAAGCAAUGGGGGCCGGUAAAGUUUGUGUCCUAGAUUUAGUUGCGAGUAAGCUGGAACUAGCUAAAUCGGUUGGGGCAGAUUGCACGCUGUUAGUCAAGAAAGGCGAUAAAGAAGAGGACACUGUGAAAAAGAUUCAUCAAUUGCUGGGAGCAGCCCCGGAUAUCUCGAUCGAAUGCACCGGAGCGGAAUCAUGUGUUCGUCUGGGUAUAUUGGCGACGGAGCUUGGAGGCGUGCUCACCUUGGUAGGUAUCGGACCUACAAACAUGAAUCUCCCGAUAACGAUAGCGCUGGUUCGUGAGGUAGAAAUUCGAUCUGCCUUUCGGUAUGCCAACGCCUAUCCGGCAGCACUAGCCAUGGUGGCUAAUGGAACCAUCGACGUCACAAAGUUGAUCACACAUCAUUUCGAUCUUAGAGAAUCGGUCGAAGCAUUCAAAACGGCACGCUACGGGCUGGAUGGAGCAAUUAAAGUCAUGAUCCAUUGUCAGGGUCGGAAUAUGAACAAUCCCAUUAAGAAGAUUUGAUGACUAGUUGUUAUUGCGUGUGAAGAUGUAAUGAUAAAAUAUAAUAUAAUAAAAAUGUAUGUCAUGUUAUUAUGACAUACAGUUAAAGUAA
Molecule: messenger RNA, 1323 nt
Organism: Toxorhynchites rutilus septentrionalis
Lineage: Eukaryota; Metazoa; Arthropoda; Insecta; Diptera; Culicidae
Product: sorbitol dehydrogenase-like
Exons: 2
Coding region: 144-1232 (362 amino acids)
Biological process (GO): D-sorbitol catabolic process
Molecular function (GO): zinc ion binding; L-iditol 2-dehydrogenase (NAD+) activity
Source: RefSeq, a predicted model, not a curated record